CGGCUGUACAUAAGACUAUUAAACAUAAGCUGAAAGUGACGUGGCUGCGAUUUACGUGGAAUUGUCAGGAGGAAAGGAAAAAUUUACAUUUCUUUUUUGAUGAUUUGACAGCAGCAUCAUGCUUACAAAAUUUGAGACGAAAUCUGCAAGGGUGAAAGGCCUGUGCUUUCACCCCAACCGACCAUGGAUCCUUGCCAGCUUGCACAAUGGCAACAUUCAGCUGUGGGACUACCGUAUGUGCACUCUCCUGGAGAAGUUUGAUGAACACGAUGGUCCCGUUAGAGGGAUAAGUUUCCACCAACAGCAGCCGCUGUUUGUAUCUGGAGGUGAUGACUACAAGAUCAAGGUCUGGAACUAUAAACUCAAAAGAUGUCUGUUCACUCUCCUUGGACAUCUGGACUACAUCAGAACGACCUUCUUCCAUCAUGAAUAUCCUUGGAUCUUGAGCGCAUCUGAUGACCAGACCAUUAGGAUUUGGAAUUGGCAGUCAAGGAACUGUGUCUGUGUUCUUACUGGACACAACCAUUACGUCAUGUGUGCAAACUUUCAUCCUUCUGAAGACCUUGUUGUCUCUGCUUCUCUUGAUCAGACUGUCCGAGUCUGGGACAUCCAAGGGCUGAGGAAGAAGAACAUCUCUCCUGGUCCAAGCGGCCUCGAGGAACACCUCAAGAAUCCGAUGACCCCUGACCUUUUUGGAACAGCCGAUGCUGUGGUCAAGCAUGUACUAGAGGGACAUGAUCGUGGAGUGAAUUGGGCUGCCUUCCAUCCUACGAUGCCACUGAUUCUGUCUGCUGCUGAUGAUCGCUACGUCAAGCUGUGGAGAAUGAAUGAUGCUAAAGCGUGGGAGGUUGAUACAUGUCGUGGCCAUUACAACAAUGUAUCAUGCGCCAUCUUCCAUCCUCGUCAGGAACUCAUCCUGAGUAACUCAGAAGAUAAGAGCAUCAGAGUCUGGGACAUGUCAAAGAGGACAUGUAUCCAGACUUUCCGACGUGAUCAUGAUCGUUUCUGGGUUCUUACAGCUCAUCCAAGCCUCAACCUCUUCGCUGCUGGUCAUGACAGUGGCAUGAUCGUCUUCAAGCUCGAGAGGGAGCGACCAGCCUACGCUACCCAUAAUAACAUCCUAUUCUACGUCAAGGAGCGCUACCUUCGCAAGCUGGACUUCACAACCUCCAAGGAUGUACCUGUCAUGCAGCUGAGGGGAGGAACCAAGAGUCCCGCCUUCGCGAUGUCCUUCAACCCCGCUGAGAAGGCUGUCCUUAUCUCAACUAGGACAAGCAAUGUAGACAACAGCACCUAUGAUCUCUAUCAGGUUCCAAAGGAAAGUGAUUCUCAGAAUCCAGAUGCCCCUGAAGGCAAGAGAUCAUCAGGACUGACAGCAGUGUGGGUUGCUCGCAACAGAUUUGCUGUCCUGGAUCGGAGCCACUCGCUUGUUAUUAAGAACCUGAAGAACGAGGUCACCAAGAAAGUCCAGGUCCCUACCUGUGAUGAGAUCUUCUACGCCGGGACCGGUAUGCUCCUGCUCCGCGAUCCCGAGAACGUUACCCUCUUUGAUGUCCAGCAGAAGCGCUCUCUCGGCUCCUGCCGCAUCUCCAAGGUCCGCUACGUGAUCUGGUCCAGUGAUAUGAUGCAUGUCGCACUCCUCAGCAAGCAUACUAUUGCUGUUUGCAAUCGCAAGUUGGAGACUCUCUGUACAAUCCAUGAGAAUAUUCGAGUAAAGAGCGGAGCUUGGGACGAGAGCGGAGUCUUCAUCUAUACUACCAGUAACCACAUCAAAUACGCCAUCACCAAUGGUGAUCACGGCAUCAUCCGAACCCUGGACGUGCCCAUCUACAUCACCCGGGUCAAAGGAUCGACCGUCUACUGCCUGGAUCGCGAGUGCCGAGCCAGGGUUAUGACCAUCGACCCAACCGAGUUCCGCUUCAAGCUGGCCCUGAUCCAUCGCAAGUACGACGAGGUGCUUCACAUGGUGAGGACGGCCAAGCUGGUCGGUCAGUCUAUCAUCGCCUACCUGCAGAAGAAGGGAUACCCGGAGGUGGCACUCCACUUCGUCAAGGAUGAGAAGACCAGGUUUGCCCUGGCUCUGGAGUGUGGAAAUAUUGAGGUUGCCCUGGAGGCUGCUCGAGCCUUGGAUGACAAGUCAUGCUGGGAGAAGCUAGGUGAGGCAGCCCUCUUGCAAGGCAACCAUCAGGUCGUUGAGAUGGCCUACCAGAGGACCAAGAACUUUGACAAGCUUUCCUUCCUCUAUCUCAUCACUGGAAACCUUGACAAGCUCAGGAAGAUGAUGAAAAUUGCUGAGAUCCGUAAAGACACCAGCGGUCAAUACCAGUGCGCCCUCUAUCUGGGAGACGUGGAAGAGAGAGUGAAGAUUCUCAAGAAUUGUGGACAGAAGUCCCUAGCCUACCUGACGGCCAAGACCCAUGGCCUGGAGGAAGAAGCGGAGGGCAUCUCCGAGAUGUUCAACGAGGACGACAAGCUCCCCGAGGUCUCUCCCAACGCCCAGCUCCUUCAGCCACCCGCGCCCAUCAUCCGCUCGGAGGAGAACUGGCCCCUCCUGACCGUCACCAAGGGCUUCUUUGAGGGUGCCAUGAACAGGAACAAGGCUGGUGCUGGUAGCGCCAUGGCAGCAGCUGUUGCUAUGGAUGAGGGUGAUGCUGGAGGAGACUGGGGAGAUGAUGCAGAGCUGGUUCUUGAUGGUGGUGAUGAGUUUGGCGAUGCCAUAGAAGGAUUUGGAGAUGAUGACGGUGACGGUGAAGGAGGGGCAUGGGAUGUUGAUGAAGAGUUAGAGCUACCUCCUGAUCUGGAUGUUCCAGUUGGAGGUGGUGCAGACGAUGACUAUUUCGUUGCCCCUGCUAAAGGAAUGAGCCAGAGUCAAGUCUGGGUGAAGAAUUCUCAACUUCCAGUAGACCAUAUACUUGCAGGUUCAUUCAGUACUGCCACACAGCUGCUUCAUGACCAAGUAGGUAUGGUAGAUUUCACACCUUACAAGCAGAUCUUCAUGCAGACCUAUGCCAGAGCAAGGACGUCCUUUGUUGGCUUACCGUCUCUCCCUCCACUGUCUGGUUACCCACAUAGAAACUGGCGUGAUGCAGGAGCUCGAGGUGGUCAGCCUGCAGUAGGUCUCAAACUAGCCCAUCUUGUCCAACGGUUACAGUCUGCUUACCAGCUCACCACUCAAGGGAAAUUCCCUGAUGCCAUCCUCAGAUUCAGGAGCAUCCUUCUCAGUAUACCGUUGCUCGUAGUCGACACCAAGCAGGAAAUCACAGAGGCUCAGCAGCUGAUUACGAUAUGCAGAGAGUACAUUGUUGGUCUGUCAAUGGAGCAGUACAGGAAAGAACAACCGAAGAGCAACCUUGAAGAACAGAAGAGAAUAUGUGAGCUUGCAGCCUACUUCUCACAUUGUAACCUCCAGCCCAUCCAUCAGAUCCUUACGCUCAGGACGGCCAUCAAUCUGUGGUUCAAACUAAAGAACUUCAAGACAGCUGCUGCUUUCGCAAGACGUCUCCUUGAACUCGGCCCUAAACCAGAUGUAGCACAACAGACCCGUAAGAUCCUACAAGCUUGUGAGAAGAGUCCAAACGAUGCUCAUAAACUGAACUAUGAUGAACACAAUCCCUUCGACAUCUGUGCUGCUACAUACAAGCCUAUCUACAGGGGAAAGCCUGUUGAGAAGUGCCCUCUGAGCGGCGCCUGCUACCUUCCACAGUUCAAGGGUGAGACGUGUCGCGUCACCCAGGUCACCGAGAUCGGCAAGGACACCAUCGGCCUCCGAAUCAGCCCCCUACAGUUCCGAUAGAACCCAACAUUCCCAGAAAGCUAACCACUGCUGAAUUUCAUAAAAUUAAUCAAUCAGUCGCCCAGGGGGUGCUCCACAAUGAGUUAAGUGAUGCAUCAGUGCUAUCAUGCACAAGAUAUUUGAUGCGUAAUACCCGUAGUAAACUAGCAGGACUAUUUAUUACAUUGCUUCCAUGACAUUUGCCCCUGCGACAAUUGCUUCUGCGGAAAAUGCACUGGCAAAAUUCUUCAGGAAACGGUUCAUUGUUACUACAUAACGCUAUAUCAGCAAUAACCUUUAGACAUCAACUAGGUUCUACAUUUGCACAUUUUCUUAUUCUUGAAGUUACCUUGUAAAUGAAAUAUUUGCAAGUCCUCUUUAACAGCGCUUUGUAUGCUCUGGAAAAGAGUACAGAAAUCUAAAGAUUAUUAUAUUUAGUACUGGGUGUGGCUACCGUGAAUGUUUUGCGUUGUCACCUGCGGAAAGCUAUCUAGAAUUGCAGAAUUUUUGAUGGAAAAGUUGAAUUUUUUUUCUUCAUCAAGAAACACAAGCAUAUCACAUCUAGAAUCACUUGUAAUAUGCCCCUGUGUGUAUCAGACCAUUUGCAAAAUAUCGAGAUAAGGUAGGAUAUUUUUUUGCUACUCUUUGACAACAAGACAAUUUUAAAUUUCUCUCACAUUUCAACUACUACUGUCAUCGUUGAAACAUUCCAUUUAAUGUUGCAAGAUGUGUUCAUUACUAACAAUGCAACAUCCAGUCUGAUGGAUGGUAUGGCAUUGGAGUCAUUAUAAUAGUUUUGGUUGGUCUUGAGUCUGCUUUGCUAAUAUUAUGGUGGAAUUACAUUGGAAGCUCACCAGAUAUGUCUAACUCAUUUCCUACUCGAACCAAGUGAUCCCAUACAAAGCCUACAUGUAUAUGAAUUGUAGAGUUCAGUUGUCAUAGGGUUAAAGCGAAGCAGAAUACGGUUGUCGCUACAUAUUACUAUUAUCAAUAUGUAUACACAAAUUUAGCAGUGUUUGAGAGAAUUGCCCUGUAUGGUUACAGCACAACACUGAAUAAUGAUCAUUUGAUUUAUUUAUUAGAAAAUUUAGUUACAAUACGAAAGUGUUUUUUUUUUUCAUUGUCUGGGGUUAGUAUUGCUUUGCUAACAAUACAGUGUUUCCUAUAAAUUGAAAUCAUGUAAUGUACAAAUGAAAUUUCUUAUAUUGGUGAUUACUUAAAUGUAGGACAUACUGAUGUGUAUGUUUAGCCUAUUCUGUGACAAGACUUUAUUAUUGAUUUUUGAAUGCUUGUUAUGAACAACAUUAUUAAAUAUGAAA
Molecule: messenger RNA, 5091 nt
Organism: Lytechinus variegatus (green sea urchin)
Lineage: Eukaryota; Metazoa; Echinodermata; Echinoidea; Temnopleuroida; Toxopneustidae
Product: coatomer subunit alpha-like
Exons: 26
Coding region: 119-3793 (1224 amino acids)
Biological process (GO): intracellular protein transport; intra-Golgi vesicle-mediated transport; retrograde vesicle-mediated transport, Golgi to endoplasmic reticulum
Cellular component (GO): COPI vesicle coat
Molecular function (GO): structural molecule activity; protein binding
Source: RefSeq, a predicted model, not a curated record